Micropterus dolomieu (smallmouth bass) is the source of this 5230-nucleotide messenger RNA. Its product is annotated as zinc finger FYVE domain-containing protein 1-like. Bases 923 to 3283 code for a protein of 786 amino acids. NCBI's taxonomy places the organism in Eukaryota, Metazoa, Chordata, Actinopteri, Centrarchiformes, Centrarchidae. The record is from RefSeq and is a predicted model, not a curated record. The transcript has 11 exons. Gene Ontology annotation, molecular function: zinc ion binding.
AAUAACGUAGCUAGAGAAGUCUGCUAGGGAGGGGGCUGAAGAACAAAACAAUGACACUGCUUGGAAGGAUCCAAACACAGUAAGACUUUUAAAAAAGACUUUUAAAACGGGAUCGCGCGGAUUUCCUUCCCGUUUAAAAAAAUAAAGAGUCCGCGGACACCCGAGCUUUUGACAUCGACUGGCUGUUGUUUUUGUUGAUAUGUUGUUACAGCUCUGUUGACAAACUGGAGGCUUGCUGCUUGUUAGGACGGGCUAUAAACUGUUAAGGCUCGCUGGCCCGCUAAUUAUAGGUUUUCUUUGCAAAAAGUUGAAACUGUCUGUCGAAACCAACUAGCAGUUAGCUACAUAUUGCUGCUUUGUUGCCAAAUUAUUCACCGACUUUGCCAGCGAGCUAUUGAGGGUCAGUUUGCUAGCUAGCCUGUUGUUAGCAUCAGUAUUUGCACAUUCAUCUUUUCAGGGAGAAUUCAUUGUCUCGGGUUGGUACGAGCACACGUUUUUGUAUUAUUUUAGUUUUAUUCGCUAACGUUAGGUAUAUUUUUAAGUAAUCCUGCUGCUAACUGCUAACUUCACUACACAAACAAGCUAACGUUAACUGUUAAGCUAGUGGUAAAAACACAUCAGGUGUUAAGUUACUCACAGAGACGGCUGUUUCUGCUUUAUUGCUUCACUCUUAGUUGCACUGAAUUAACGUUACAUCAUUAAACCAGUUUUAUCAGUUAUAUUGUUGAGACUAAGUGACUCACUAACCCUCGUACCAUGCAGCUGUUUUAAGUUGAUUUAGUCAUUGUAUUUGUCCAUUUCAGUUGUCAGUAUUAUCGCCUGUUGUACAUUUUUCAUUAACUUGUAUUGGGACUUGUUUGUGCUGUUGUCAAAGGUGUUCCACUAAGCCUUGCUCUGUUUUCAAUUGACCUUGUAAGAAACGAUGAGUGGGCAUGGCUCAUAUUCAGAAAAGGGAGUCAAUACUAGCCUAAUAUGUCAAGAGAGUUAUGCCUGUGGUGGCUCUGAGGAGGCUGCGUUUGAGUGCAAUGAAUGCAAAAGCUUGCAGUGUGCGCGCUGUGAGCUCGAGCUCCACAAUCAGGAGCGUCUGAAGAACCAUGAGCGGGCUCAGAUAGGUCCUGGGCAUGUCCCUUACUGUGACAACUGUAAAGGAGGUAACGGAGACAACGGCAAACGCCAUAGAUCAGUGGUCCGCUGCCAGAACUGCAAAGUUAACUUGUGCCAAGACUGUCAGAAACGCACCCACAGUGUAGGCAGCAAGAAGAAACACCAGCUCACAUCCUAUCCUCCACCACCCAAACCUGCAGAGGUCAACUCUGUCCAGACAGCUGUCCCUACUGCUGUCCAAAUAGCCGAUGAGAUCAAAUCUCAGAGAGAAAAACUUCUGGUGAACGUUUCCAGUUUUCUCUUGGUUGAUGAGAAUGAGGAAAUGCAGGUUAGAGAUGAAACGUCAUUUGUAAAGAGCCUGAGCUGCGAGCCCGACCAGCUGUUGAAGGUGGUGUCCAUAUUUGGAAACACAGGAGAGGGCAAAUCUCACACCCUGAACCACACAUUCUUCAUGGGGAGAGAAGUGUUCAAGACUUCUCCCACACAAGAGUCCUGUACGGUGGGUGUGUGGGCAGCGUUUGACCCCAUCCGAAAAGUAGUAGUUAUUGAUACAGAGGGGCUGCUUGGGAACAGUUCCAAACAGGGCCAGAGAACCCGUCUCUUGCUCAAGGUUCUCGCCAUCUCUGACCUCAUCAUUUACCGUACCCAUGCCGACCGCCUCCAUGAUGACCUCUUCAAGUUCCUCGGGGACGCCUCGGAUGCUUACUUGAAGCAUUUCACCAAGGAACUGAAGGCCACGACGGCCCGCUGUGGCCUGGAUGUUCCACUGUCCACCCUGGGCCCUGCGGUGGUCAUCUUUCACGAAACAGUCCACACUAAGUUGCUCGGUUCAGAUAAGUCAUCUGAGUCAGUAGAUCGUCUGCUGUCGGAGCGCUUCAAGAAGCUUUCCCGUUUCCCAGAGGCCUUCAGUUCCGUCCAGUACUGGGGAACGCAGACCCUCAGCCCCCCUACUGACUUCCGUGGCCUGCAGAAUAAACUGGAGCAGCUCCUGGAUAACAACGCCACCCGUUCCCCACGCACCCCAAUGGUCAUCUUCAAAGCCCUGCAGGCAUUGAGUGAGCGCUUCAAUGGGGAAAUAACAGGUGAGCUUGUUGCCCACAGCUGCUUCUUCCCUGAUGAGUACUUCACCUGCUCCAGCCUGUGCCUGGGUUGUGGAUCUGGCUGCAAGAACAGCAUGAACCACUUAGUAGAAGGAAUGUGCCACGAGGCAAAGCAUCGUUGCCGUUAUUCUGCUCAGUAUGAUAACCGCAUCUACACCUGUAAGGCUUGCUAUGAAGGGGGAAAGGAAGUGAUAGUUGUCCCUAAGACCUCAGCUUCCUCAGACUCUCCAUGGAUGGGCCUCGCCAAAUACGCCUGGUCUGGGUAUGUUAUUGAAUGUCCCAACUGCGGAGUGAUUUAUCGAAGCCGUCAAUACUGGUACGGGAACCAGGACCCUGUGGAUACGGUUGUCCGUACUGAGAUCGAACAUGUAUGGCCAGGGUCGGAUGGCUUUUUAAAGGACAACAGCAAUGCAGCGCAGCGUCUCCUGGAUGGAGUCAACCUAGUGGCCCAGUCUGUGUCAGAGCUCAGUGUCAAGCCUGCCAAGGCCGUCACCUCUUGGCUGACAGAUCAGAUCGCCCCAGCCUACUGGAAACCCAACUCCCUCAUUUUGGUGUGCCAUAAGUGUCACACAGUCUUCCAGGACAACGACACCAAGCAUCACUGCCGUGCCUGUGGGGAAGGCUUCUGCGACGGCUGCUCAUCCAAAGCUGCGCCCGUCCCCGAGAGAGGCUGGGGUCUUGCCCCUGUCAGAGUCUGUGACGUCUGCUUCGAGCAGAGAGCUUCAUACGCAGAGCUGCUUGAGGCAGAGCUCGAGGAGGAAGAAGGCGGAACCCUCGCCAGGAAGGUUGGAGAAGCAGUGACCAACACCAUAGGGGUUGUGGUCACAGCUAUUGACAUCCCACUUGGCCUAGUGAAAGACGCAGCCCGUCCUGCCUACUGGGUGCCUGACCAGGACAUCCUGUCCUGCCACAACUGCCAGCGCGAGUUCACUGCCAAGCUGUCCAAGCACCACUGCCGCGCCUGUGGUCAAGGAGUGUGUGACGACUGCUCCCCGGAGCGUCGGCCUGUUCCAUCGCGGGGCUGGGACCACCCUGUGCGCAUUUGCACCGGCUGCAACCAGAAACCCGGAGAACUUUAACGGGCACAGCCUUCCUUCCUCAGAGCGCCGGAGAGAACCACUCACUCAGCUCGCAGUCUGUCACUGCUUUACCUCUGUUACUGUAAUGGUUCUGUCUUGUAUCUGUGGAAAGGAAGUUUUAGGCGCGUAUAUAUAUAUAUAUAUAUAUAGGGAUUUCAGAGUUCCUGUGGCCUUUGUAGAACAGCUAGAACAUGUGAGUUACUUGAAUGAAUAUUUUGAUUCUUCUUGACACAAAUCCCUAAUUUUAUGUUAAAUAAGGCUGUUGAGCUAUUUUUCUACUAUCAGAAAAUAUGAAAAAAAUGUAUCAUUUAAAGAUAUUAGUUAGCUGAGAACCCUGUGGGGUUGGUUUGAUUAGAUUCUAGCAAUUCGUAUUAUUGAGCAUUGUUUCUCGGAUGUCGUACAUGUAAUGGCAAGGAGAUAUUUUAUAUCCGCGCAGGUAUAACUGCAGGUUCCAUUGCAUGCUGUAUUGCAACAUUUUAGUUUUUGCACUAAGCCGUUCUCAGCUGUUAUCGGCUGUUGCUUACCAUGGCUAAAAUCCAGAUAUCCAGAUGAUCAAGUGGUCUGUCCCGAACUGAGCUGAAAUCUGUUACAGUAGGUCUAGAUUGUGGAUAUCUGGCGUGCCAAAAAUCAUUCAGGUCACUGUGUCCGUGCUGGUAUAAUGUUUAUAUUUUAUCAUGUAAUUUGUGGUUGUAUGAAGACAUAGAACUAUGUUAGAGGAGUGUACAUUAGAAAUGUUAAAAAAUUAUUUAUGUAUUGAAGAUCAAAAAAAAAAACUUAUUAGCACCCCGGCGUGCAUGACAGUCUGAGAAAUCCAUGGUCUAAACAUCACUAUCCCUUUAACCAAGCGGCAUUUUAGCGUAUACAUGUUGUAAAAUGUUUGUAUUUCAUCAUGUUAAAAAAAAAAUUCUUGAUGCCUUGAGUUUUUACUUGUUUUCUAAAUAUUUACAUUUGCCUGCCUGCUUGGUUGUAUGGAUAUUGCUUUGCAGAACUGAAGAAUAUCUAAAUAUGUCUUCAAACCAGUUUUACAAAAGACAUUCACACCUCCAGGUCUGACAGGAGAAAGGCUCUUGACAAAGGUCAACAUAUUUAUGUUCCGUCGUAGCUCUUCACAGCUUGUUUUUCCGUUAUUUUACAUCCGUUAUUAAAAGAUAUAGUAUAUUUUCUUUUUCUGAUUUUUGUUUGAAGUUAGUUACUGUACGGAUAUUUAUGUACUUUGUAGUGCCUGUAUAUGAAGCACCCUGUUUCCCUAUGUUGCUUUUGUAUGUGCAAUGUAUGCUCAAGUGUGACAAUGGUGAGACAUCAAACCAUAUUUAGUGACUGAGAGCUUUAACUUGUCCUGCAUCAUUGCUAGUUUUGAGUUUUUGAGUACUGAGAACGUUACAUCUGGAUGUCAUAAAGCACAAGGUGAUGCCUUUAACACAUGUUUGUAUUUUGUUGUUAAAAAUUAGAGAAAAAGGGUCUAUGUAGAUAAAGUUAAUUCUCCCUUUGCACCUAACAUGGAACUUUUAGGUUCUGAUGAGAAGAUGUUGUGUCUGCCUUGUCUCAAAAUAGAUUUAUCUGUCUGAAUGUUGCAUCAUACACACACACACACACACAGACACACACCCUGCUGAGAUGCUAAUAUUGCACAGUAUAGAAUAGGAAACACAACAUGGCAGAUUACUUGUACUGGAAUUCAUUCAUUCACAUGCAAAUGUCUGCAGUCUGUUGCUUCAGAUAGGCUUUGUGUUUUUUUAUGAAAUGCAUUUAGUGAUGUCCAGUUUUUUCGAUUAGGUCGGGCACUAUUGUCAACACUUCUCACCUACACACUAAAAACCAAGCAGGAAUGAUUGACACAUUUAAAUGCUGGAAUCUAACUUGAAGUGUUGAUAUGUGGAUACUUACUAAACUGGUGGAAGAUUUGCAUAAGAUUAAAGUUGCAUCAGCUCCCGUCUGUCAAAAACAUCA